This is a messenger RNA of Anguilla rostrata (American eel), 4931 nucleotides long. Its product is annotated as EH domain-containing protein 1-like. NCBI's taxonomy places the organism in Eukaryota, Metazoa, Chordata, Actinopteri, Anguilliformes, Anguillidae. Gene Ontology annotation, cellular component: plasma membrane; cytoplasm. The record is from RefSeq and is a predicted model, not a curated record. Gene Ontology annotation, molecular function: calcium ion binding; protein binding; GTP binding. The coding region runs from base 422 to 2023 and encodes 533 amino acids. Gene Ontology annotation, biological process: endocytosis; endosomal transport. The transcript is spliced from 5 exons.
AAAAUUUCAGACUUUCCACACUGAGCUCGAGGCAGAGCCAGCUGGCACAGGGUGCGAUACCGUGGAUGACGGGAGAAGUUAGACCAUUUAUUUAAUACAAUUUCUUUCUUUAAAACGAGUCAGAGGGAAAUCCACCCGUAUAAUAUACAUAUAAGAAAAGGAUACGUAGCUACAUUGAUAUUCUUAGAUAUCUAACUUUACGAGAAGCAAAUUGGCGUUAGCGUGUUGCUAGCUAGUGGUGGGUGGGACCAUAGACAUAUAUGUGGGACGCUCGGAAUAUUUAAGCUAGCUAAGUUACUAGGCUAAGAACUUCAUCCCUUCUGCUGCUGCGGGACGGGUGGAAAUCUCUAUCUUUCUAGCUAACGUUAGACAAGAACAAUAUUUUCUGAAGAUACGUCAGUUGCUGAGUAGAUCUGACAUCAUGUUCAGUUGGAGCAACAAGAAUGGGAAGAAAAAAGACCCUGAAUUAUUUCAAACCGUUUCGGACGGGUUGCGGCGACUCUACCGGACCAAACUGUUCCCCUUAGAAGACACGUACCGUUUCCACGAUUUUCACUCGCCUGCUUUGGAAGAUGCCGACUUUGACAACAAGCCCAUGGUGCUCUUGGUUGGUCAGUACUCGACAGGGAAGACCACUUUUAUCCGUCAUCUAAUGGAACAAGAUUUUCCUGGCAUGCGGAUAGGCCCAGAACCGACCACAGACUCUUUCAUAGCGGUAAUGCACGGCGAUCAGGAAGGGGUGAUACCGGGCAAUGCACUGGUGGUUGACCCCAAGAAACCUUUUCGCAAACUCAACGCUUUUGGAAACGCUUUCCUUAACAGGUUCAUGUGCGCUCAGAUGCCGAACCCGGUGCUGGAGAGCAUCAGCAUCAUCGACACCCCGGGAAUCCUGUCCGGAGAGAAGCAGCGCAUCAGCAGAGGCUACGAUUUCGCCGCCGUGCUGGAGUGGUUCGCCGAGCGGGUGGACCGCAUCAUCCUGCUCUUCGACGCCCACAAGCUGGACAUCUCGGACGAGUUCUCCGAGGUCAUCCGGGCCCUGAAGAACCACGAGGACAAGAUGCGCGUGGUGCUGAACAAGGCCGACCAGAUCGGCACGCAGCAGCUGAUGAGGGUGUACGGCGCCCUCAUGUGGUCGCUGGGGAAGAUCAUCAACACGCCCGAGGUGGUGCGGGUCUACAUCGGCUCCUUCUGGGCCCAGCCGCUGCUGGUGCCGGACAACCGCAAGCUUUUCGAGGCGGAGGAGCAGGACCUGUUCCGGGACAUCCAGGGCCUGCCCCGGAAUGCUGCCCUGCGCAAGCUCAACGACCUCAUCAAGCGGGCUCGGCUGGCCAAGGUACAUGCUUACAUCAUCAGUUCCCUGAAGAAGGAGAUGCCCAGUAUGUUCGGGAAGGAGAACAAGAAGAAGGAGCUGAUUGCGAACUUGGGGGAGAUCUACCUGAAGAUCGAGAAAGAGCACCAGAUUUCACCUGGGGAUUUCCCCAAUCUUAAGAAGAUGCAGGAGCUCUUGGCGGGACAGGACUUCACCAAAUUCCAGGCAAUGAAGCAAAAGCAGCUGGAGGCGGUGGAGGACAUGCUGGCCAACGACAUCGCCAAGCUCAUGAUCCUGGUCCGCCAAGAGGAGGCCGCCAUGCCCAGCCAGUCGGUCCAGGGCGGGGCCUUCGAGGGCACGAUGAACGGGCCCUUCGGCCACGGCUACGGCGAGGGCGCCGGCGAGGGCAUCGACGAGCUGGAGUGGGUGGUGGGCCGCGACAAGCCCUCCUACGACGAGAUCUUCUACACCCUCUCGCCCGUCAACGGCAAGGUGUCCGGCGCCAUGGCCAAGAAGGAGAUGGUCAAGUCCAAGCUGCCCAACACGGUGCUGGGCAAGAUCUGGAAGCUGGCCGACGUGGACAAGGACGGUUUCCUGGAUGACGAUGAGUUCGCCCUGGCCAACCACCUGAUCAAGGUCAAGCUGGAGGGCCACGAGCUGCCCGCCGAGCUGCCCGAGCACCUGGUGCCCCCCUCGAAGCGGUGCCUGGAGUGACGUGGGCGUGGGUGGAGGUGGGAGCAGAGGUGCCUGUGAAAGCUGGCGUUGGGGGGUCGAGGGCAGAGUGGGAGAAGGGGGCAUGGUUUCUUUGCAGGGUUAGAAAUUCUGUAUUAGUGGGGGGGGGGGUUGCAGCGGGGAUACGUAAGUGGGGGGAGGCUGCGGGGGUGGGGGGAUGGUAUUUCAGGUCGAGCAGGGAAAGGGUGUGUCAAACAGGGUUAUUAAAUUAGGGCUGCGACAGACAGUCAUAUCCACUUAUUUGUGCCAGUGUGGAAAUAGAGUUGCAAUGUAAGCAAAUAGAGCUGUUUAGUUCCGCCUUGGCACUGAUGCUUGGAUAUGUCGGUCUCACCCCUGUUCUCUUAACCCUGGAGUCAGGUGACCCCGUGACUCGGAUUGUUACAAGAUGGGAGGGCAUUCUAGGGGGGAAAAGAUGGUUUGGGGGGGGGGGGGGGGAUUCAAAUGAUAUAUAGAUAAAUAACAUAUAGUCCAUAAAAGGAAAAUGAAACCUAUGCUUUAUAAGUUAUUCUUCACUAGUGUGAUUUUACCUGUAUUAUGUGACCAUUUACCAUUUUGUAUCUCUAUGUUUUGUAUAAUUUAAUCUUCCUUGCUGUAAUUGUAUGAGAUGCAGUGAGAUGGGGAUCCCCUUGAACUCACUGUAUGUCUCUCAUCCAGCCACAAAUAGUCAAUGACUUAAUUCACUAGUUACUCUGCUGCUGAACAACAGUUCAGAUUAAGGGUUUGGGUGAGAGAAGUUGCUAAUAUUCAGAAUAUGCUGGAUUAGGGCACAGCAACUGUGCUCUUGUUCCAGUUCAUUCUAGACUUAUUUACUUGGGUUGUAUUCCAGUAUGGUUUCACAGAUUGGCCAUAAUGGACCAUAAAUGUCUCAUUCCUGAUUCUGGGACUCCUCCAUUCCACGGUUUCACUCCAACUGCGGACCCACCUCCCCUCACAUCUCUGACCUGCGAUCAGGGCAGGGCUGCCCAGCCCUGUUCCUCCAGGUUUUCACUCCAACCCUAACAAAGUGCACCUCAUUCAACAGCCUGAGAUCUUGUCGAGCUGCUAAUUAGGGUUGAAAUGUAAACCUCCCGGACGGUAGCUCCCCUGGAGCGGGACUGGGCAGCGCUGGUGUAAAAGAACAGCCACUGAUCAGUAAUGUCUCCGGGCACUGAUCUGAGGUCAGUGUAAGGGAACAGCCACUGAUCAGUAAUGUGUCCGGGCACUGAUCUGAGGUCAGUCUUGCUGAGGGGGGGCUGGUGAAGGUUGUCGGACCUGUUUGGGAAUUCUGCUCGGGGUCCCUGUUCCAGCGCAGCUCAGAUCGCUAGCUAUGGUCGCAGUUUCACCUGCAGCCUGCAGGGGGGGCAGCAGACCGGGGCCAGCAAAGUGAUGAGGGGCCCUUCAGGAUGUGAAUUCCAGGUGCAAGCCUCAAAACCGGUGUGAUGGAACAAAUAGCUUAUAGCCACUGGGAUUGCGGUGAAUCCACUGAGCAGAAUGGCUUGUAGUGUAUUUUUGCAGGCAUGCUGAUCCUGUCUUUAGGGGUGCACAAUUAUUGCAUGCAUUUGUUCAGGAAAAACUAUCUCCAUUUUAAGCAAUCUGCUCUGACACAUUUUAAAAACGAAUGAAUUGAUUAAACAAAAAAAGGUUCGAUGCAGGUUAGAUAGCAGCUUGUGUUCUUCCUCUAUGUAUUUGAUCGGUCACAUUUGGUUUAUAAAAUCAAAAAUGAAUCGACUUUACUCCUGCUACCGUUAGCAUCACAUUUAGUUUAUAGGUUAGAAAAUAUGCUCUGCAUGGGCUGAGGGUCACGAUUAUACCAGUAAUCACACACGUUCAGCAGAUUCUCUUAUGAUUUCUUUAUUUCACCUUCUGCAGGAACAAAUCAUUUGAAGCGGUCACUGUUGAUAUUGUUUAAAGGCUAGUUCCGAGUAAACGCAUUUAUUAGUGAGUUUAUUACUUAUUUUUGUUCUGAGAAAUACAAAUAUGCAUCUAUGUACACGUUGUCUUCCACUGUGUUUCCAGACUCCCAGAAAUUGGAAACGUUCGGAGGUCCGAAAGUCUGAUGUAAUGAGGCGGUUUGGGGUGCUCUAAACGAUUGGCUAUUUUAUAACGUCUAGCGAUCCUUUGCCAGGUAUUUCUGCCUGUUAGUUUAACACUUUGCAGCCUUGAUUUAUUUCAAUAAUAGCCAGCUACUGCUGGUCAAACUUAACAUGGAUAAAACCGCUUUGAAUCUGAAAUCUGCAUCCUCUGUACAGUAGCAUUAGGGUGUGCUGUAGGAGAGUGACUGAGGAGGUGUUUGUGUUGCUUGCAGACCUGGGUCAAAUACAUAUUUGUUUUGGAUUCAAAUACUUUUCUGUGCUCCAUUCAUCUUGACUGGUGUAAUUGAGCCUUCCAGUAUGACCAGAAGGUGGGGUUUACACUUGAGAGUAUUUCAUUGGUUGCAGUACACCAGACAAGAUCAGUAGAGCGUAGAAAAGUAUUUGAAUUUGACGCAGGUCUAGUUGCUUGUGUGCCGUUUGACGCUAUAAGCGUGGUCGGUAGAAAAAAACCUGUCGUCAAUUUCCCAUCCUUUGUGAAUACUGCAAACCACUAACGGGAAAGAUUUGCUUUGGUUAUUUUUGGUUAUUUUCUAAAGGGUACCAAGAGCGCUUGUUUACUUGACAGCUAAAUAUUACGCAGUACAAAAGGGUUCUGAGCUGAAUAGGUCUGAUGGACGCUAAUCUUGGAACCAGUAGUCUGAGGCUGCAUUGUAUGGGUUCAGUCACUCUGUUCAGCUCCAGCAGCAAGUUCUGCAUUUAAAGGAGAAAUAAAAAGUGCCUCAAUGUCAAUAGCUUUACACUCAUCCUCUAUAAAUACUGUGCAUAUGUAUAUUGUUUUUUGUCUUUAUUUUUAAAUAAAAAUUCACGACAAAAGAUUA